Molecule: messenger RNA, 1418 nt
Organism: Herpailurus yagouaroundi (jaguarundi)
Lineage: Eukaryota; Metazoa; Chordata; Mammalia; Carnivora; Felidae
Product: thrombospondin type-1 domain-containing protein 4-like
Exons: 3
Coding region: 1-762 (253 amino acids)
Biological process (GO): proteolysis; extracellular matrix organization
Cellular component (GO): extracellular matrix
Molecular function (GO): metalloendopeptidase activity
Source: RefSeq, a predicted model, not a curated record
AUGGACCACAGCAUCUGGGUUAACAUGAAACUUCCUGUGACUCUGUUCCUCUCCUCUUGUGUGUCGUUCUUUAGGAGCAGGACCCGCGGUCCCAUCGGCCCUGGCAAGUACGGCUAUGGCAAGGCCCCGUACAUCUUACCACUGCAGACGGACUCUGAACACUCGCCGCAGAGGCUUCGGAGGCAGAGGCCCUCGGCCCGGCAUUCCAGGUCCCAGGGGGCAUCUGGUCCUAGCCACGGCUACGGCCUGUCAGCCCACCGGGCUCCCCAGCACGGGCCUCUGUACCAGAGUGACAGUGGCCCUCGCUCUGGACUGCAGACCUCCGAGGCCUCCCUCUACCAGAUGCCUUUGACCCACGACGGAGGCUUUCCGGCAGCUUCGAGUCUCUUCCAUGGCCCGGAAAUAAGCAGCGGCCGCGGCAUGGGGGCCCACGGGGCAGCUCAGAGCUUCUCACAGCCUGCCCGGUCCACAGCCAUUUCCUGCAUCGGGGCCUAUCGGCAGUACAAGCUAUGCAACACUAACGUGUGUCCAGAAAGCAGUAGAAGUAUCCGGGAGGUUCAGUGUGCAUCCUACAACAACAAGCCAUUCAUGGGCCGGUUUUAUGAGUGGGAACCGUUUGCAGAAGCAGGUCGAAGAAUAAAUAGAAUUAAGACCAUGAGAAAGCCUUUGUUUAACACACUGGCCAACAGAAAUUACCUUUUGACUUUAGCAAUAAUGGGAUCCUAUGAAGCUGCUGAAGGAGAAACAAGAUGUGCCCAUUGAUGCUUGUGCCAAGUAACUGGCGGCAGCGUCUCUUUGGUUUGCCUGGUCAGGCUUCUGCCAGGUGUGCAAAUGUAACCUACACGUGUCAUAUGCUUUGCUGGGCUAAGUGACGGGGCUGUGUGAUGGCCACACAUACUCCCUUGUGAAACCAGCUUUCUCUGUGCGGACCAUGUUCUUUUCUCCAGUUGCCUUAAUUUCGUAGUAAGUGUGCUGAAAUUGGACAAUACAGCAAGGUCAGAAAAAAGUAGCGCUGUCAGAAUACGAGGGAGGGAAGCUGGGUAGCCACGCCUCUAGAAAGAGGUUGCUGGUCCCAACCCAGCACCGCAGGUCUGGUUCUCCUCUACAGAGGCGGAUGUCAGACGUUAAUGGCUUGGAUUACAUGAACUCUAAAUGAUUGAGAGUAGUACGUGCAACUACUCGGUGACCCAAAGACUCAUGGUAGCUCAUCCCCGCAUUCUUCUACCUAGAGGAAUGACAUGUAGGGAAAGCCAGUUAUUAUUCUGCUUGAAGAGCAAGUUGUCCUUGCAUAUGAUGUAAUGAACAUGUGCUGUUUUGCUGGACAAGGAUAACUGAAGUGUGAGUUGGCAACCAAGCCCUACCACUUACAGUGUGCAACUUUGUGUAAUCUUAUUAAAUUUGCAGUCUCGGUUCUUAAA